Haliotis rubra (blacklip abalone) is the source of this 1110-nucleotide messenger RNA. Its product is annotated as 52 kDa repressor of the inhibitor of the protein kinase-like. The coding region runs from base 1 to 1110 and encodes 369 amino acids. Gene Ontology annotation, molecular function: protein dimerization activity. Lineage: Eukaryota; Metazoa; Mollusca; Gastropoda; Lepetellida; Haliotidae. The transcript has a single exon. The record is from RefSeq and is a predicted model, not a curated record.
AUGGACCAGUUCAAAGAGAGCCUCAGUUCAACCUCAAAUGACAUGAAGCAGAGGGAGAAGUUGCGAACCCUCUGUGAGACAAGAUGGUCUGCACGAGCUGAUGCCUUGUUCACGUUCUUGAGCUGCUUUGACGUUGUUGUGGAUGCUUUGGAUAACCUCAAAGACAUGGGGGAUGACAAAGCAUCAAGCCAUCUCAACAACAUCCUCAGGUUUGAUUUUAUCAUAAGUUUAGUAACAGCUGAACAUGUAGUACAGUCCACCGUUGUUCUUUCCAAAGUUCUGCAAAAGAAGUCGGUUGAUCUUGUGGAAGCUGUGGAAGAAGCAAGAGUUGUCAAAACUGUGCUCAGAGAUGAACGUGAUGACAAUGGAGUAUGGACAGAGCUUUUCCAAAAAGCUGUUGAAGUCGGCCAAAAUCAUGACGUUGAAGCAAAGAUCCCUCGUUUAGCUGGACGACAGCGGCAUAGAGUCAACGUUCCGGCUGAGACACCCCAAGUCUACUACAAGAGAGCGCUGUACCUGCCUUUUGUGGAUCACCUGCUUUCGGAAAUAGAAGAUCGACUGGUCGCUCCAGAGGGGCGCUUCCUUGCACAGGGUCUUAUCCCUUCUAAACUACUUGCCCUGACUGCAGAUGUAGAGCACGAGAUCCUGGCUCAUUAUGCUGCUGAACUGCCAUAUCAUCAAGGAGCAGAAAAUGAAAUACAUAGAUUGGUGACUAAGUUAAGCCAAGUUGACAGAAAGCCUGAAACUAUUCUGGAAACGCUGGAAGGUAUUAAUCAAGACCUUUACCCAAACAUAUACACUAUGUUAGCCAUCCUGAUGACAAUACCUGUGGCAACAUCAACUACUGAACGUUCAUUUUCCAUGAUGAGACGUGUCAAGACCUAUUUGCGUUCGUCCAUGGGACAGGAUCGGUUCAGCAGCCUCUGUUUGAUCCAUGGACACAAGGACUUCCCAGUCAGAGUCGACGAAGUCAUUGCUGAAAAGAAAGCUCGCCAGCUUGGCCUUUCUAUUCAAGGAAGGAAGUUGACAAUUACUCAUUUCAUUCAGAUUUAUUUGGAGAGACUUUUAAUACAGUUCUUGGUUCAGUUCAAAGCUUGCGUUUUGCUUUAA